UUUUAAUUAAAUUACAACUUUUGAUCAAAGAAAAAGGGCUAUCCAAAAAGCUGUCAAUUAAAUUUAAUUUUAGGUAAUUUAACCAAGAAUUCUAUUUCAAAUUCCUUGUAAUUUUACACUUUUAGUUAAUGAGUUCCUUUUCAAAUUACAUGCUUGGUCUAAUUACAAAUGUUCAUAUAUAUAUAUAUAUAUGUGUGUGUAAGUGUCAUAGUAUCAGUUAUAUUAACGCACUAGCAAAAUAACGUUGGGUCAGAAUUUUUUUAAAUUUAUAAAUUUUUAGACAGACUCCGUGAAAAAAGGUAUAAGUUACCAAUUUAGUAAAUUACAUCAAGAAAAUUUCAGGCUCUGGGUAAAAAAUUACCGCACAAAAGUCCCACUGUAACGCCAUGCGGUAAACCUUGUUGAAUAGUUGCCGAAACUAAAAUUUAAAUCGCUGCAAUAAUUUAGCUGCCUUAGGGCGAUGAAUGAGAUUGUACGUAAAAAAAAACGGUUCGAAUUUCGGACAAAAACCCAGUUUAUAAAACAUGGCUAAAAUUAACCUGGGUGUAGCUCGCUGAAAUGCAAAUUUAAUUGUUCAGUUUUACAACAGGUGGUAUAUAAGAGUGAAAAUAUCUGCUGGCCCAGUUAUUAUACAACUGUGGGCAGAAAUGUAUGUUAAGUUUACAGUGUUAUGUGUUUUAAUUGGAAGUUUACUGCAGACCGCGUAUGCUCUUUGCCGCCACAAUACUCAAUGCACCCGAACCCAUGAUCUGAUACAACAGUCAUACCGAACAGUUACACCAUAUGAGCGUAGGUUUAACUAUGGAAGGUCAUGGUAUAUUCAACCUGCACUUGAAAGACCAAAACAUAUUUUCUUAAGAUUUUCGAAUUACCAUGCAAGUCCAGGAGCUGGAGUUACAAUCACGAGUUUUCAUAAAAAUCGUCCAAAUUCAGUAGAACGCUUGCGAAGAAACCAGCGCAGAUUUACGCUCGUUAAAUCUGAUGUUACUAAAGUUGUGGUUUUUGUAUCUUUUAUUCCACGCAGGAGAGUGGACUUCAACUUACUUUAUUAUGCAUACGCGGUGCCGGGCACAGAAUCCCGACAAGCUACAACAACAACUACAACAGCAACAACAAGAAGAUACUACAUUCCCACAACACCGUAUAUACCUCCACAACAAGACCUCCAACAACAUUUAUCGUAACAACAACGGAACCAACAACA
Molecule: messenger RNA, 1204 nt
Organism: Ciona intestinalis (vase tunicate)
Lineage: Eukaryota; Metazoa; Chordata; Ascidiacea; Phlebobranchia; Cionidae
Source: RefSeq, a predicted model, not a curated record